Parnassius mnemosyne (clouded apollo) is the source of this 2286-nucleotide messenger RNA. Lineage: Eukaryota; Metazoa; Arthropoda; Insecta; Lepidoptera; Papilionidae. The record is from the annotation of a GenBank genome assembly.
AUGAAACAAGGUAAAUGUACCAAACAACCUAUGACUUUAACCUCCACUGCGUCGACUGCGUUCGAGAAGGUUUUCCUAGAUUUAGUCGGACCAUUGGAUAGGGAUGAGAAUGGAAAUUGUUAUAUUUUAACUCUCCAAUGCGAGUUAACAAAAUAUAUAGAGGCGUAUCCAUUGCCUAAUAAAGAAGCUGUUACAGUUCCAGAAGCUUAUUCAAAGUUACUGGAUGUCUUUAACACGCCAAACAAGACACCAGAAACAAUAUCUGAUAUUAUUAUGAAGACUUUGGAGAAGCACGACUUAAGUAAAAAAUGUAUCUCCCUAACAGCGGGUAAUGCCAACGUAAAUUUUGGAGGGAUCAACAGACAAGCAGGAAGAAAUGUGUUGACAAAUCUUAAGAAUAAACUAAAUAAGGAGGUUGUUGGAAUUGAUUGCCCAGCACAUAUUUUGCAUAAUUGCAUCCAACAGGGUACUGAUGUACUAAGAUUAGAUAUCGAAUCGCUGAUAGCGAGUACCAGUAAUUCGAGGAAGAGAAAUCUUACAGAAAAAUUAAUUGAACAGUGGUUAGAAGAAGAUAACGAGCACGAGUUUAGUGAUGUAGACGACGAAGUAGCUGAUCAACAUUUUACAAUUGAAGAAGAAGAACAUGUUGCGAGUGAGAUUUCAGAAGUCGAAGAAAUAGAAAUUGAAACAUCGAGUGAAGGGACAAAUCGUUCUACUAAUACGCCUGACUCGAACCGCAAUCGUUAUCGAGGUAAAAAUGGUUUUGUUUGGUCAGUUACUGACUUUUUAAGGACAUCGCGAACACUAGCUCGUAACAUUGUGUCUUUACCUAGACAAAACCCUGAUCAUACGAGAUUUCCCGGUUACGAAGCACUCUGGCUGAAGCUUUUUGAUGACAAUAUGAUAGAAACAAUAGUUUCCUGUACAAAUAAAAAACUUGAAGUUUACCGCCGCCAGUUCUCUAAUUAUUCGAAACACGAGCUGAGAGAUACAAAUGCUGUAGAAAUUCGAUCUUUAUUUGGAUUAUUAUACUAUUCCUCAGUAUUCAAAUGUAACGAUGCUGAUUCAAACUAUUUGUUUGCAACUGAUGGAACAGGUCAUGAAAUAUUUAGAUGUGUCAUGUCUAAAUAUAGAUUCAACACACUUUUGAAUUGCUUGAGGCUGGACAAUAUUGAUGACCGACAGGAGCGCUUAGAAACUGACCCUCUUGCUGCUGUUUCUGGAUUUUUUGAUAAAUUUAUCGCAAAUUGUCAAGCAAAUUACACACCUGGUCCAUACACCUGCGUUGACGAAAUGCUAUUAGCCUUCAAAGGUCGCUGCAAAUUUGUCAUCUACAUGCCCAAAAAACCCGCUAAAUAUGGGAUCAAGAUAAUGGUCUUGAGCGACGCCCGGGAAUCCUACGUAUAUAACGCAUACAUUUACCACGGCAAGGGUUCUGAUGGUGUAGGUCUCCCGGAGGCUGAGAAAAAGCUUUCUGUCCCUACACAGUCUGUGUUGCGACUUAUAAAACCCAUUGAAAAUACCAAUCGUAAUGUGACAGCGGACAAUUGGUUCAGCUCAAUACCUCUGGCAGAAAUGCUAUUGAAAAAAGGACUGACAUAUUUGGGAACAUUAAAAAAGAACAAACGAGAAAUACCUCCAGAGUUUAUGCCAAGUAAAAACAGAGCUGUUGAAAGUUCUCUUCAUGGUUUUACAAAAGACCUCACUUUGUUGUCUUUUGUCCCGAAAAAAGAUAAAGCCGUCAUACUAAUUUCUAGCUGUCACCAUAGUGCAAGUACGGACACAGAAACUAGAAAACCGACCAUAAUAGUCGAUUAUAAUCACACAAAAGGCGGGGUCGACGAAAUCGAUAAAAAAUGUGCGAUAUAUUCCUGCAGUCGUAAAACGAGACGUUGGCCACAAGCUAUAUUUUAUCGAGUACUAGAUAUUGCUGGCAUCAAUGCAUAUGUACUUUAUGGUCAAUGUGAAGGUACGAAAUUGAGAAGAGGAGAUUUCCUUAUGCAUCUAUCCAGAGAACUAGUAUUACCCGCAUUAAAACAGCGAGUUUACAAUGAAAAACUCCCAAGAGAAUUGCGAUUGACUCUGCGACGUGUACUAGGUCAGGACCUGCCCCCACCACCUUUACCCGAGUCUUCUAAUGAGCCUAGUACAUCAUCAAGAAAAUUAUGUCGCAUCUGCCCUAGUAAAUUGAAGCGACAAACAAGAUUUGUUUGUUGUAUAUGUGCGAAACAUAUUUGUUUACAGUGCUCCUCGCAAAUUUGUGUUGACUGCAAGACUGAACUUUGA